Messenger RNA from Brienomyrus brachyistius, 886 nucleotides. Its product is annotated as transcription factor HES-5-like. Gene Ontology annotation, molecular function: DNA-binding transcription factor activity, RNA polymerase II-specific; RNA polymerase II cis-regulatory region sequence-specific DNA binding; protein dimerization activity. The transcript is spliced from 2 exons. Bases 130 to 636 code for a protein of 168 amino acids. The record is from RefSeq and is a predicted model, not a curated record. Gene Ontology annotation, biological process: anterior/posterior pattern specification; regulation of transcription by RNA polymerase II; regulation of neurogenesis. Lineage: Eukaryota; Metazoa; Chordata; Actinopteri; Osteoglossiformes; Mormyridae. Gene Ontology annotation, cellular component: nucleus.
GGUAGUGUAAAUUUUCGCGAACUUUUCCCACCAGAUCUUGAAACGCUUAUAAACAGCACCACCAUGAAACCCGCUUUACACAUCGGACUUUGACGUCGUAAGACUCUCAGACAAUCAGCGCCAGCCGAAAUGUCUCCGACAGCUCUUCAGAGACGCAGUACGGCAUUGGAUUUCUGUACACGAGAAAAGAGAAAACAGCGCAAGCCAAUUGUAGAGAAAAUUCGCAGAGAUCGUAUCAAUGCCAGCAUCGACAAACUGAAAACAUUAUUAUGCAAACAAAUGAAAGAAAAGAAGCCCAGCUUGAAGCUGGAAAAGGCUGACAUCUUGGAGGUGACCGUUCAUUUCCUGAAAGAGAAAGUCAAGUGCAGCUCCAGUCCAGGCUGCAAGAAGGGCUUCAGCAAUUGUCUACAGGAGACCUUCAGCUACCUGCCUCUACACGUCCCUCAGCAACCAUCUGAGCAAGUGGCCAUUAGGAGUUUCACUACAGACCAAGGGACGACCUUCCAGAAAAGAGCAGCAACCACAAUCAAAUCAAGUUCUGCUGCAGGUUCAUCACUGUCACACCAGCAGUGUCAGGGAUCUCUGUGGAGGCCGUGGCAGAUGAAUGGACAGUCUGCCAUGGAAGACCUUCUCUAAUCAGGGAGCUUCCUGCUUCUAUAAGGACCUUUAUGGUAUCUUCACAAGUGAACCCAGGUUUGAUUUUGACCAUGUUCACCGUUCCUCAGGUCUGUAGCCUACAUAACACUGCAGAGGGAAGUGUGAUGCAGUGUAAAUGUCAUGUGCAACUUAAGCACUUACUGAUCCUACAGUAGCAUUGUUUUUUGUACAAUAUUUAUAUUUUAACUAUACACUUUGUAAAUCUUCUAUUAUUUUAUAUUACCCAUUG